AUGCCCUUCGACUUCAGCUUCCCAUCUGCCUCUAUUGAGCGCACAAGCCCUCCUCCCAUGUCAACUCUGCCCUUUGACCAAGCCUUUCUCGACAUGGCCUAUGCUUCAGCUUCAGCUACUGCUGCUGGUCAUAUCUCUGGUCACUCUCGCUCAUCAUCAAAGGCUUCAGUCUACUCUGCCAUCUCAGCCGAGUCAGACCAUGAAUCUCUCUGCUCCCGUCUCACAACGCCUCCUCGUGCUUCACCAGCUGUUCGCCAGCAUGGCCCUCUUCUCCUGCCAAAGAUUCGCUCUCAAGACCAGGAUAUUGAUGCCACCCCUUGCCACUAUCGCAUGACUACUCCUCCUGCUCCUAACCCUGCUCGUCACUCAAGGAGCUACACCAACCCCGAGUCUCUUACCAUCGCCUUUGACACUCCUGGCUCAGUCAACACAAGCUUCUCCAGCCAGCCUGACGACACUCUGUCUGCGUCACUCCUGGCAUCUCCGGCCGACUUUGCCACUCGCAUCUCUGCCUCUCACUCACGCCGUGCUUCCAGCCUCGACGUCUCCACAAUCGAUCGUUAUGGCUACCCUACCUAUCGUCAGAUGCCCUCGUUCGUUCCCGUCCCCCAGCACCAGCAACAGCAACAAUCUGACUACGGCUUCUACGACUACAGCCCUCGUGCUCAGUCUCCUCUGAGCCUCACUGCCACUCCGGACCCUACUCCCAAUACCAACCUUCUGAGCUUCCUCACCUCUUCCAACCCAGCUGCUUCUCUGGUCCGCCAUAUCUCGUUCCCGGUGCGAGAUGCUGCCACUAAGCACUUUUGGUGGGAUGUUCGCAACAUUCGCUCUUGGUCCUCUUUCAACGCAUCUACCAUCCUUUCUCUUCCCGGUGCCUCUCUUCUUCUUACGAACCCUGUUCCCGCUCCUCUGCUCCCCCAGCCUACUUUCGCAUCUCGUCACCCCGAGACUGAGACUCAGCUUCACUCCAUCUACGCGUCGUACUAUCUCCCCAAGCUGAACUCGGCUUUGGCCAUGUCGUCAACUCGCCCUCUUCACCUCUCAGUGCCCCCCAAGACUGCUGGCAUGAACGAUCUCCUCUUUGUCGCCAACGCUGCCGGGGAGUCUGCUACUGCCGCUGCCAUGUUUGGUGGCAAGCCCACUGCCCGAGUUGUUGGUAUUGUCCGCAGCUUCGACCGCUUCAACACUGGCAUGCGAGUUGAGGGCAACAUCAAGCGUGUUGAGUAUCUCCGUGGCCUCUCAGCUAUCCACCACGCCAUGCGAGAGCACGGGUGCCGCUAUGGGUUCAUCCUCACCGAGAUUGAGCUUGUGCUUGUCCGCAACGGCACUACCAACACUCCCUUCUUCGGCGAUCUCGAGGUUACAUCAGUCCAGCUCGCUGCCUCUGCCCCUGAAGGCGACGCUUCGACCCUUCCCCACGAGACUCCGCUCACUGCAUGCCUCGCCCUCUGGGGUCUCUGCCAACUUGCUGCCGACGACACACCCGCCGGCCAUGCCCACUGGCGUGCUGAGAUCGGUGCACCCGCUGAGGGAACUCGCCGCAAGGCUCAACCCCGUGACUCCUGGAUUCCUCAACCCCAGCUGGCUGAGAAGCGUGAGGCCAAGAGAAGCCGUGGAUGGGUGUGGCCCGAAGACGCCAUCGGCCGCAAGGAGCUUGGAAAGCGAGGUGUUCGAUAUGGAGGAGUCUAA
This is a messenger RNA of Fusarium mangiferae, 1692 nucleotides long. RefSeq lists its product as uncharacterized. Lineage: Eukaryota; Fungi; Ascomycota; Sordariomycetes; Hypocreales; Nectriaceae. The coding region runs from base 1 to 1692 and encodes 563 amino acids. The transcript has a single exon. The record is from RefSeq and is a predicted model, not a curated record.